Podospora bellae-mahoneyi is the source of this 378-nucleotide messenger RNA. RefSeq lists its product as uncharacterized. The record is from RefSeq and is a predicted model, not a curated record. The coding region runs from base 1 to 378 and encodes 125 amino acids. The transcript is spliced from 2 exons. Lineage: Eukaryota; Fungi; Ascomycota; Sordariomycetes; Sordariales; Podosporaceae.
AUGAACCCAGGAUCGCAUACCCAGAUGUCUUCCGAACAUGUCCAGCAACAGCCUCAACCUUACCCUCUUCGGCAGAGCCACCAGGAGCUUGAGCAGAGAACUCAAGAAAUGCAGCGCACUUGGGAUGCCCAAUUCAAAGAUCGGACGGCCCUGGAAGUCGAACUCGAGAAGAGGGAGAAAGGGCUGCAGAAAAAAGAGCUAGACCUGGAAAAGGCUGCCCGGGACCUUGCAGCCAAGGCCGAGGGCGCGCCUCAGCCGCAGCAGCAGGCCCUUCAGAAUGGGACUUCUCAAGAAGACAACAACACCAUUCUGGAGGAGCCUUUCCGUCCGAUUCCGGCAUCUGAUAAUGCGGCAAGUGAAAGAAGGCAAAGUAUUUGA